Messenger RNA from Cercospora beticola, 2805 nucleotides. RefSeq lists its product as uncharacterized. Gene Ontology annotation, molecular function: protein binding. The record is from RefSeq and is a predicted model, not a curated record. NCBI's taxonomy places the organism in Eukaryota, Fungi, Ascomycota, Dothideomycetes, Mycosphaerellales, Mycosphaerellaceae.
UUCUCACCCACGGAGGCCGUCGACCUCACCUUCCUCCGUGUCGUCGUCGUUGCGGACGGAGGAGCGGACUGCCACUGCCAAACCCACUCACCCCAGUCAUUCGUUCCGGGAGCAGCAGCGCGACAGCAAGCAAACCGACGCGGCAAUCACGCAGAUGCAGCUCCCGCUCGACGCGUCCAACCACAGGCGGUGAAGCGAUCAGGUACCACUCGUGCGUUGUUCAGGAACAGGACCGCACCCAGCCGUACCACUCCAGCCCGUCGGCCGCACAGCAUCGCCAUCUGCGCCGAACAUCAUCCCACCUCCUGGCCUCGCCCCGCCCGCGAGCGGCGCACCAUGCGCCAACGAGAGCACGGCACCUCCAGCGACGAUCACGGCGAGCUGGCCACCACCGACGAGUCACGCACCGGGCAUCAACACUCCACGCAGCACGCGCAUUAUGCAGAUCCAGACCGCACACAUUGCCACUCCCAGUCCUUCUCGCAGCAAUUAAUCCGCAUCGCUCCUGCCACCGCGCUAUGCGCAUUGCUCGCCGCCAGCAUCCCCUCCGCCAUGGCUCAGAAUGGCUGCAUAUCGCUGGCCGGCUCAACGGCCUGUCCGGCAUUCAGCAGCGCAUCCAUCUCGACCGACAGCAGCAUUGUCGGACUGUUUCCGUUUCUCAGUAAUGUUCAAAACGUCUCGUCCUUCGACUCCGGUAUCGCGGCAUACAUUGAUGGGGAUUUUACACAAUUACGAUACCAACAACUAAUCGGGUGCACCAAUGUUGACCGAGGGAAUACAUCGGACUUUUACGCGCGAUACACCACCAGCGUCCUCUGUAAUGCAAUAAUACAAAACUCCAUCGACGCCUGCGGCCUCUCCGGAACCGCGACGCGACCACUGUGCGCCGACUCUUGCGCCGACUAUGCCCAGAGCGAGCAACGCAUCGCCGCUAGCAACAUCUGCGGCACUGCAGGCCCCAAUGCGCUCACUCAAAUCCGUGCCGACUUCACGAAUUGCGCCUUGCCUGCUAACUCCAUAACAGGAGCUUGCAUUCAGGCAGUCGACAAUCAGCCCAAUGACUGUGGAUUCACCGAGAACCUUUCCGGACUCUGCUCAUACUGCUCCGCGAGCUCACCAAACGCAACGGAUUCAUGCUGUGUCUUCUCAAAAACGACGGAACGAUGCGAAGGCGUCCAGCUGCCUGUGAUAGCAUCAGCCUCUCUCGCUCCAGUCACAGUCACCUUGACUCCGGGAGUGGUUGCAACGAGCAGCUCUGGAGCAGGGAGCGGGCACCACAACGGACUCACUGGUGGUCAGAUAGCAGGUAUCGUUGUUGGUAGUGUCCUCGGCGCCAUCCUCCUGCUCGGUCUGAUCAUUGGUGGAUGCCUGUUGUUCAAGAGGCGAAGAGACAAUAGCCCUGUUUCAAGCGUCUUCAACCAGCCUUCGCCCGCCCGGCGGCAGCAAGAGAUGGACUACAACGAUGGUACAGGAGACUAUCAUGGGAAUGGAAUGGCAGUCUUGGGUGGAGGACGUGUUGCUCGCAUGUCCGCACUGGAGAGUGCAGGCCACAACCAUCAUUACGCCAUGGGACGUUACUCAAAAGACAUCUCCGAAGAAGAGGCAACCCCAGAUUCGAGACUUGCUCCACCUCCGAGGAAGCGAAGUGGCUCUCUCUCAAGUGGAUCACAACUUGGCAUUGUCGGCGCUGGUGCUCAAGACACUUCACCCAGUUCAGGCGGAGAGUUCACCUCACCUGAAUCCAACGGACGAAGCGAGCAGCUCGCCUUCUUCAAGGACUACUACUCACAAGAUGAGAUCCACCCAGGUGACCUGGUAUCGACGCUAUGGGCCUACGAACCUCGCGCUGGCGACGAGUUCCAGCUGGAGCGAGGAGACAUGAUCAAAGUCAUCGGAAUCUGGGAUGAUGGCUGGGCCACCGGUGUUCGCGUCAGGCAACGCGCAGAAGACUGGCGAACAAGCGGAAAUAUACAACGUGACAGCGGGCUGAGCACAGCUCCUGGAAGCCGAGAUCAAACCCCGGGCGAAGAGGGCGAAGUCAAGGCUUUCCCGCUUGUUUGCGUCUGCUUACCGGCACACUGGAAGAAGACGAUCGAGGGCGACUCGACAGAAGGAUCCGGCCCAGCUGUCUUUCCCGAACGAGGAUGAUCAGUGAUCAAAUCAAAUCAAUCAGAAAUGGCAUAUGGUUACGAUGUUACGGCAUAGCGCGAGGCGUCUUACACUCUUUCCGCAAUCGGACAGGCACUUCCGUGCAGCGUCUCUUUCCUACUUACGAUCUACUGCUUUUUGUUCCCGCUUUUCAACUUCUCAACAACAUCAUACAAGAUGCGCCGAAGAUUGCGCAAUCCUUAUGUUGCUUUAUACCCCGAGUCUAUGGCGGAGGCACCACGUCUUCGCGAGCUCAGCAAUUUUUUCGCGCUGGAUUUUCCUGGAUGGAAAGAGGAGGCUGGAGGGAGGGUGGUCAGAGGGCUGCGGACGUGAAGGGUAGGAUCGGCAUAUCAGGCAGAGUCACGAGACGACAACACAGGCGAAGAGGGUCUGCAGAUCUUGGCUACUCGCACGGCAGGGACAACUGGCAGCCUUUCGACGUUGAUGACUCGAAAAGAGAAUGCAUGGCCGUCACACCGCACGCUCGUUGUCCGUCUCCCGUUCAUGGACCAUUCACAACCGGCCCGAAUGAAGGCUGCGUGGGAUACACCUUUGCGAUACCCCUUCAAUGGUCAGGCAGGCAGAUGCAGAGCAGAAGCGCGAAAGGUCAAAACUUGUACAUAGUAGAAACAGACAAAUGGCAAAAUGUGAAAGAAC